Molecule: messenger RNA, 1134 nt
Organism: Phycodurus eques (leafy seadragon)
Lineage: Eukaryota; Metazoa; Chordata; Actinopteri; Syngnathiformes; Syngnathidae
Gene: med7
Product: mediator complex subunit 7
Exons: 2
Coding region: 112-873 (253 amino acids)
Biological process (GO): regulation of transcription by RNA polymerase II
Cellular component (GO): mediator complex
Molecular function (GO): transcription coregulator activity
Source: RefSeq, a predicted model, not a curated record
UGUAACGUAAGGGAGCAAAGUGCUAUCUAUCCUGUCAUAUAUCCUGUCCUUAAAUUUCCAUCAAAGCAUCACAUUUAUCGGACUCGAAGAGCUACUUAGGAGACCACCAUCAUGGGUGAACCACAGCAGGUUAGCGCCCUGCCUCCUCCACCUAUGCAGUACAUCAAAGAGUACACAGAUGAAAAUAUUAGCAAGGGUUUUGCUCCUAAACCACCACCACCUAUCAGAGACAGCUACAUGAUGUUUGGCAACCAGUUCCAAUGUGAUGAUCUGAUCAUUCGGCCUUUGGAGAGCCAAGGCAUUGAGAGACUCCAUCCUGUGCAGUUUGACCAUAAACGUGAGCUCAAGAAGCUUAACAUGUCUAUCCUGGUAAACUUUUUAGACCUUCUGGACAUCCUCAUCAAGAGCCCUGGCAGUAUAAAGCGAGAAGAAAAGCUGGAGGACUUGAAACUUUUAUUUGUCCACAUGCACCAUCUUAUAAAUGAAUAUAGGCCACAUCAAGCCCGGGAAACUUUGCGAGUUAUGAUGGAGGUUCAGAAACGACAGAGACUAGAUACAGCAGAGAGGUUCCAAAAGCACUUGGAGCGGGUAGUUGAGAUGAUCCAGGGUUGCCUUGCCUCCCUGCCUGAUGACUUACCACAGUUGGAGGGCCCUGACAGUGCUGGAGAUGGAACAAGAACUGGGCUCGAUGGGAGCAGUGUCUGUACUUCUGGGCAGGCCCCAAGGCUGAAAACAGAACCUAUGGAUCUAGAGGAAGCAGGAACAAGUUGUAUGGCUGCAGGUCACCAGAACAAGAGUACACCUACAAUAAAAAAGGACAAAAUGUGGGACAAAGAUGCGGCCAUGUGCAGUAUCAUUGACAAAAUUGCCUAGUAUUCUCUUACUAGCUAUACUGCAAUGUUUUAAGGUUUUGUGCAAAGAGGUUGGUUCUGUUGUCAUUCUACUAAAAGACCCAUUUGAUUUGAAUUAUUUAAAAGCUUUGUAUGUAUUUUAUGACCUCAGGAAAGACUUUUCAAUCCAUCCUUGCAUUUGCAAAUGAUCAUCCAGGGCAGGACUGUGGAGGAAACAAGAAAUAGCAUGCAUAGCCAACUUAAUUUUUUUGUAAUCUAAUAAAGAUAUUUUCUGCUUUCUGAA